Molecule: messenger RNA, 2501 nt
Organism: Anarrhichthys ocellatus (wolf-eel)
Lineage: Eukaryota; Metazoa; Chordata; Actinopteri; Perciformes; Anarhichadidae
Gene: il17d
Product: interleukin 17d
Exons: 2
Coding region: 1224-1838 (204 amino acids)
Biological process (GO): inflammatory response
Cellular component (GO): extracellular region
Molecular function (GO): cytokine activity
Source: RefSeq, a predicted model, not a curated record
GGCAUUUAACCGCAGCUUUUUAGUCACGGAGCCAAAAACAAUGAAAACAUAUCGCUGUCGUAAUAUUUUUGACUGUGAUGUAUGUUUCCAUGUGUGUGUGUGAGUGUGUGUGUGUGUGUGUGUGUGUGUGUGUGUGUGUGUGUGAGCCUUCUGGAAAAUCCAUCAACAGAUACAACUGACUUAUGUAAUCCGUUCUUUCCACCCAGUUCCUUUUUUACAUUUUGUACUUAUUUGUGGUUCACUAUUUAUUAUUGUCUUUCUUUGUCGUUUGUUUGUAUAAUUAAAAGAGAAAAUAUUUUACAUAUUCAAGAAAGAGUCUGUUUGUUUUUUCUAGUAGAGAAAGCUCACGAACAAUCUGAGUUAUUAAUGUCGAUUAUUUUAAUGAGGCAGCAGAUUAAACCGAAGAUUAAGUGGAGAAUAAAUUGUAUUAACUUGAGCUGUAAAUGUCUUUUUACUUUCAUUUAAGGUGACGGGAGGAAUGGAAAGACUAAAAGACACAUUCACGUUCUUUUAGCAUUUCAGAAUGAUUUGUGGUUUGACCUCGAAGUGCUAGAUCUUUGUGACACUAGUUGACCAGAGCUGGAUCCAGUUUAUCUGUAAGUGAAGAAGACUCUGGUGUGAAGCCAAGAUCCAGCAGCGGAGCGCACUCAGCCAACAGUCUGGACUUCCCACUCCCGUCAGGAGCUGCGUUGCCUCUUUUAUUACCGGGGCUGGAUGUUUGUAAGUCAGGAGUUUAUCUGUCGGUGCUUCAGUUUGGUUUAGACUCGUUCUGAAUCUCACUGUUCCAAACGCUUCCAUCGGGUUUUACGCACACGUUGGGGGGAGAAAAGCAGGAAAACUCUCCGUUCUCUUCUGAAGCUGAGAGCAGCAGGUGUGCAACUUCUAACUCGGUAAUUAUUUCUAAUUCUGAGGCAAUUAUUAGUCCUGGCUGGGCAACACUGUGGACGCGGUUUGCCAAAAUGUUUCCCUGGCGGCGCGCCUGUGCCCGGGUGUCCCAGACAGGACUCAGGACUGUUUGCCUGCCGCGGACUCUCCAACAUUUCACUGGAUUAUAACCUGUUAACGGUAAAGGCUGUGUCGUUAACGGAGGAGGCCACUUGUGUUCUGAUAAUCUGCAGGUCGGCUUUCAAAAAAGGCAGUGAAAGGGAGUGCGCGCGCACAGAAACGUUUUUUCCGUGGAUACACGCAUUUUGGCGCAACGCCGUACCGAGAAGCGCUCCGUGAUGCCGCAUCAGACCCGCGUCCUGCUGCUGCUGCUGUUGCUGCUGGCCGGCUGGUCGUCCGGGGCUCCCCGGGUACGAAAGAAGGCCAACAGGACCCGGGCUUGCCUGGACCUGCCGGAGGAGAUCCUGGAGCAGAUGUUCGGGCGGCUCUCGGUGGGAGUGAUGAGCGCUUUCCAUCACGCGCUGCAGCUGGAGCCGCAAGACAAACUCAACCUGACUUGCCCGACCACCGCACGCUCCCCGGCCGGCAGCAAGACCCGCCUCCCGGUCAACCUGCUCAGCAUCUCCCCCUGGGCCUACAGGAUCUCAUACAACCCGGCCCGGUACCCCCGCUACAUCCCGGAGGCGUACUGCCUGUGCAAAGGCUGCCUGGUCGGCCCGUACGGAGAGGAGAGCGACCUCUACCGCAGCACGCCGGUCUACGCUCCCUCCGUCAUCCUCCGGAGAGCGGGCUCCUGCGCCGGAGGCCGCCACUCCUACACGGAGCUCUACAUCUCCAUCGCUGUGGGGUGCACCUGUGUGCCGCUGCAGGAGAAGGAGACGGACGGCAACCAGAGUCUGGAGAGACCAGAGCCCAAAGCCGGACGCCUCGUCUCUGCAGGAAAGACGACAUGAAGGAAGCCGGGCUGUAUAGUCCUGAUACGUGUUCUACACCUGAUCCACUGACGUGACGUUUUGAACCAUUUGAGGAGUUCUAUCUGAAGCAGAAGCCCCUCUAACUGCAUCUGCAUGAAAAUAUGGACCAACCAAUAGAAUGAAAUGCCUCGUUAUUAAUCAAUGAUCUGAUCAAUGCUGCCACCUGCUGGUGUAUAAAACUGCAAGUUCAUUCAUUACAUUGUUCUGACACACUUUAAUAACUUGACAUCAAAACAAAUAUUCCAGAUCAUUGUUUGUAAUUCUCAAACUCAGUUUGCAGGUAGUUGUCUCACUUCAUCAUUUUACAAAAAGAAAACGCUUUUAUAUUUCCUCGUUUCAUAUUCAGGAUGCAGCGCCUCGUUGAAGACAUCCCAGAAACCAGCUGGUGUUAUCAGAUCAUUAAAGGGGGAAAAUAAACACCUAUAAACUUUAUUCUUCCCGCUUCUUUGUUUUUAAGGAACAGUUGCUUCUGAUGAGGCAUCACACAGGAAUCCUUAAGUUAAAUGUGAUGUUUUAAGGUCUCUUUAAAAAGCAUUUCUAUACAUUUUAAGACCUCAUUGUCACGUCGGGUUCCAACAGGUUACACCAGCGACACUUUAACCUCUCGAGCUCUAAGCCUAUUCUAAUACCCAUACUGAAAGU